This is a messenger RNA of Aedes albopictus (Asian tiger mosquito), 2307 nucleotides long. RefSeq lists its product as uncharacterized. Bases 1 to 2307 code for a protein of 768 amino acids. The transcript has a single exon. Gene Ontology annotation, molecular function: nucleic acid binding. Gene Ontology annotation, biological process: DNA integration. The record is from RefSeq and is a predicted model, not a curated record. Lineage: Eukaryota; Metazoa; Arthropoda; Insecta; Diptera; Culicidae.
AUGAUGCAGGACAUAUGGGCGACAGGAAUAGGUUGGGAUGACCCGAUCCCCGAAAAAGUUUUGAUGCAGUGGAAAAAAUGGGUUGGACUCAUCCCGAAGCUGAGCACCCUCCGCGUUCCUCGUUGCUACCUCAGCGGAGCUAAAGAAAACAGCUAUACCAAUUUGCAGGUGCACGCGUUCGUCGAUGCAAGCCAGUCUGCGUACUCAUGCGCGGUAUUUUUCCGGGUGGAUACACCAGAAGGUCCUGCUGUAAGUCUUGUAGGAGCGAAAUCUAAAGUUGCACCGCUGAAGAUGCUAUCGAUUCCCCGUCUCGUACUCCAAGCUGCAGUUCUGGGAUGUCGUUUGCUCAACAGCAUAAUAGCAAUGCACGCACUGCCUGUGACGAAGCGUGUCCUGUGGUCUGAUUCCAAUACCGUUCUCGCUUGGAUUCGGUCAGACCAGCGGCGAUACAAUCAAUAUGUUGGCUUCAGAGUCGGAGAAAUUCUUUCGAUGACGGACGUCAACGAGUGGCGGAAAGUACCUACAAAGGAGAAUGUUGCUGAUGACGCGACGAAAUGGGGAACUGGACCGGACAUCAGGACGGAGAACAGGUGGUUCCAAGGACCGGCAUUCCUCAAACAGCCGGAAUCAUCUUGGCCAGGAGAAAUUGAGCAGAUUCUUUCUACGGAGGAGGAGCUGGUGGCGUGCAAUGUUCACGAAGAAAUACCGACGGGGUUGCUGGACAUUGCUAGGUUCAGUAAAUGGGAGAAACUACAUCGUACCAUGACAUACGUUCAACGAUUUAUUGACAAUAUACGGCGAUCUCGACGGAAUCAAGAGCGGAACCUGGGGGUUCUGAUGCAGGAGGAGCUGUUGGCGGCCGAAAGAUCGCUGUGGAUGCAAGCGCAAGCGGAGUGCUUCUCCCUAGAAGUACUGAUGUUGCAAAAGACAAAAAGGAGUUCAAAAGAUAUUGAUGGAGUCCUACCAAAAUCAAGCGUACUGUAUAAGAUCUGUCCAUUCAUUGAUGACACAGGAGUGAUGCGGAAACGAAGUCGCUUCGGGAAUGCUGAUUGGAUGCCGUUCCACAACAAGUAUCCGGUAAUUCUUCCUCGACAACAUCGCAUAACAUUUCUACUCGUUGAUUAUUACCACCGCAGGCUGCAACACCGCAAUCGUGAAACGAUUGUCAAUGAGAUGCGGCAACUCUACGAGAUUCCUAAACUAAGAUCAGUGGUGUUUAAGGUGGCAGAUACCUGCAUGACGUGCCGAAUUCGCCGAGCUAUUCCUAGUCCACCCCCUAUGGCACCGCUGCCGAAGGUCCGAGUGACGCCCUAUGUCCGACCGUUUACAUUCGUAGGUGUCGACUAUUUUGGUCCGGUGCUAGUAAAAGUCGGACGCAGCAAUGUCAAGCGGUGGAUAGCGCUUUUCACAUGCUUAACAAUUCGUGCGGUGCACCUGGAAGUUGUGCACAGUUUAUCCAAGGAGUCUUGUGUAAUGGCGGUGAGGAGAUUCGUGUCGCGACGCGGGGCACCGGCUGAAAUAUUUAGCGACAACGGUACAAACUUUCUUGGCGCAAGCAAUCAGCUCAUGCAGGAGUGUGACGAUCUGACUCAACACCUAGCAUCUACAUUCACCAACGCCACAACCCGGUGGUCUUUCAAUCCCCCCGAAGCCCCUCACAUGGGUGGGGCUUGGGAACGGAUGGUCCGAUCAGUCAAAGUAGCAGUCGGAGGCUUGCUAGACGCACAACGACGGCCAGAUGAUGAGGUCUUGGAAACGGUUAUGAUCGAGGCAGAAGCGAUGAUCAACUCGCGUCCAUUGACGUACAUACCAUUGGAGUCCGCGGAUGAGGAGUCUUUGACUCCGAACCACUUUCUGUUGGGAAACUCGAGCGGAGUGAAGCAAAUGCCGGUGAUGCCAACGGACUAUCAAGCGACACUGAGGAACAGUUGGAAGUUGGCACAGCACUUGUCAGAUGGAAUAUGGCGACGAUGGAUUCAAGAAUACUUGCCGGUGAUUUCAAGAAGAUCGAAAUGGUUCGAUGAAGUCAAGGAAAUAGCGGAAGGAGAUCUAGUGCUGGUCGUUGAUGGUGCGGUACGGAACCAGUGGAUAAGAGGAAGGGUUGAGAAAAUUGUGCGCGGCAGAGAUAGACGAGUACGACAAGCAUGGGUUCAGACUGCGAAUGGUACACUGCGGAGACCAGUAGUCAAGCUGGCUUUACUCGACGUCGAAGUUGAAGCUAAACCGGAAGCUGGACAGGAUGGUUUACGGGUGGGGGGAUGUGACGACGAGUACCCCUCGGCACGUAACGGACAAAAAUUACGAUAG